AUGGCCGCGCCGCCGCGGCGAGGUCGAGCUAUGUCACGUCUUUGGGCGAACGACGCCGAGUUGGCCAAGAAGGACGACGACCACCUCGUCAAGAAUGGCCGCCAAUCGAGUCAGUGGCAGGCCUCCACACGGCUUCCACGCAGGCGUAUCAUCAUGCGACUAGCUGCAUAUGCCUUUGUCUUGUUCAUUGCCAUAUUUAUACUCCUUCGACUCUUCCGUCCACCAGAUACCGGCGCAGGCCGAUACACCGGCAGCGAUCGGUCCAUGUACAAUUCAUUGUCGCAACAAAGGUCGAACCAAGUUGGUGGUAGCGGCAAAGGAAGCGCCACAAAAGAGACAGCUAGGACAUAUACUGGUCCUGUCAAGUUUCCAGCAUUGGGACAGUCGCUCCAAGCUAUUAGCGCUACGGGUGGGAAGCAACCGAGGAAUCGCAAUGUAUUGUUUGCGACGGCGAGCCUGAAGAGCGCAAAUUCACUGAUUCCCUUGGCCUGUAAGAUGAGCAGGGAGCGUCAGAAUUAUGUUCAUUUUGCUUUCAUUGGGAGAAGUGAGAUUUCUUUGCCGGAUCUCCUCAAGAUUAAUGGGGAGGACGAGACUUGCCAGAUGAUUAUGCACGGCACGUCGACUGAAGCACGAAUGAUGGUUUCAACAAUUCGAGCUCUCCACCACAUUCAUGCAUUUAUGCAUCCCCAGGCCGUAUUGAUCGAUUCAACUGAUGCCGAGGAAGAGUAUUUUGUUCUUGGUACCAGGGAUCAGAUUCAAGCUAUGGAUAGAGCUGCUUUGAUCGAGCUACCGGACCCUUCCAACACGCAGUUCUCUUGGAUAACAAAGCUGGAUUCGUCCUCAUUGGCAGCGUGGGACAAAAUUGAAAUCGAUAUUUUGAUCCAGGCACCUGCCCGUGGCGCUGCCAAUCUUGGAAGAUUGCUACGAUCGCUUUCUAAAGCUGAUCUGAGUGCAAUGGCUAUCCCUCAUAUUACCAUAGAGCUUCCCCAUGCCGUUGAUGCUCAAAUCGACAAGACCAUAGCCGAUUUUGAGUGGCCGACGGCCUAUCUCGCCUCUGGAAGCCCUGCGCGCAUGGUUUCUCUACGCCGUCGGAUUCCCCGCGAGAAGCUCACGGAAGAGGAGAGCUCGCUGCGUUUUCUGGAGUCGUAUUGGCCCAGAAACCCUUCAAUGUCUCACAUCCUUGUUCUGUCACCUCACACAGAGCUCCAUCCUCAAUUUUUCCAUUAUCUGAAAUACACUCUCUUGCACCACAGGUUUUCCAAUGCUGCUAUGCUUCAGGACUGGAAUUCCCAUGUGAUGAGCUAUGGCUUCUCAUCACCCAAGACUCUGCUGGACAUGUCAGAGCCUCUGGAAGUGCCCGGACGAGAAGCUUCCGAGAAAGAAGGCGGUGCCUUUGUUUGGCAGGGCCCGAACAGUGAUGCAACUGUGUUCGCUGGUAACAAAUGGAUAGAGCUUCACAGUUUCAUUUCACGUGGGAUGGAGAUGCAGGACUCUGAUUCUUCGGUGACGUGGCCGCGCAAAGAAACCAGCAAGAAGCACCCGGCCUGGCUAGAAUACGCUCUGCAGCUUUCUCGCUUGAGAGGAUACUACACUAUCUACCCUGGUAGCGACACAGCGGAAGUCAUAUUGGGUAUUCACGAUGAUAUCCCUGACGUGCCUGAAGAGUAUAGCGAGGAUUCAGAAGCGCAGAAGGAUGCCAAGGGCGACAGUGCCAAAGACCAAGCAACGAGUUUGUUUGAUGCGGAUUCAAAAGUCAGCGUCUUGUCGACUCUAUCCGGGGAGGGCGGCUUGCCCUCAUUAUUAAACUUGCCCAUACUCUCGUGGGAUGGGAGGGAAAUAUCACCAGAAAUCCUGGAGAGGGACGCCCGUGAGUAUGCGGCGAAAUUCCGCCGCGAGGUGGGACAGUGUGGUGACACUACGAUACCCAAGGGGCCCGAUAAGUACGCUCGGGAUUUAUUCUGUACGCCCAAGGAGGAAGAUGUGUAA
Messenger RNA from Clonostachys rhizophaga, 1986 nucleotides. NCBI's taxonomy places the organism in Eukaryota, Fungi, Ascomycota, Sordariomycetes, Hypocreales, Bionectriaceae. The record is from the annotation of a GenBank genome assembly.